Drosophila erecta is the source of this 495-nucleotide messenger RNA. RefSeq lists its product as uncharacterized. The record is from RefSeq and is a predicted model, not a curated record. The coding region runs from base 25 to 495 and encodes 156 amino acids. NCBI's taxonomy places the organism in Eukaryota, Metazoa, Arthropoda, Insecta, Diptera, Drosophilidae. The transcript has 2 exons.
UUUGUGACUCUUUGCGUGAUUACAAUGGGAUCAAAGGCGAAAGAGCACAAAACAAAAGCCCUGAGCUUGGGCUUGGAACUAAAAUACAAUAGAACAAAUGUGGAAUACUUUGGCUUUGUUCCAGGACAAACCCAGAUGUUGAUGGUAAACUCGACCAAGGUGUUUAAAAACGUGUUUUUGGACAAUCGAAUUGAGAACGCAGACUCAAACCGAACUAUUUAUAAUAUCAAAAACUUAGCCAUCUGUAGCUUUUUAAACAAUCGCUUGAUGUCCAAAGUUUACUCGGUGAUCUAUGAAGGAUUUGUAGGUAACUCCACGGUUUUCAGAUGCCCAGUCCAGCCAGGUGUUUACUACCUAAGCAAUAGUGUCAGAGAAGUCGAAGUGCCCAUGUUUCAUCCACCUGGAAUGUUUCGAUUGACCGUCAGACUAAAUGCUGAAAAGGAUGGCAAUAUGCUCACAGUGCUCAUGUGGCGAUAUCGUGUUAGGCGUAUAUGA